Molecule: messenger RNA, 1232 nt
Organism: Strigops habroptila (Kakapo)
Lineage: Eukaryota; Metazoa; Chordata; Aves; Psittaciformes; Psittacidae
Product: poly(U)-specific endoribonuclease-B-like
Exons: 7
Coding region: 122-976 (284 amino acids)
Molecular function (GO): RNA endonuclease activity
Source: RefSeq, a predicted model, not a curated record
UAGCAGGCGGAGUAUAAAAGGGAGACAGCUCUAUGCUUUGGACUACCAGGAGGAUUUCUGAGCUUCCAGUUGCCUUAUCCCUGGUCAGUGUAUCCACUGAGAGGAAAAACUUAUUCCUGUCAUGGCUAAUGGGGAAGCCUUAAAUCAUGAACUUGCCACACUUUUCAAUGAGAUGUGGGAUAUGGACGUUAACCGCCUUAUGCCUGGGAAAGACUACACAAUUGAUUUGCAGGGAAAAGCAGGUGCUGCACAACAAGGUGACAGUGCAGCCAGACAUCUGUUUCACAAUGUAAAUGAAGAACGCCUGAAGAGCAUAAAGACUUUUGCAACCUUUAUUUCCUUAUUGGACAACUAUGAGACAUCAACCAGUGUAGCAGAAGUAGUGACUCCAGAAGAAAUAGCUGAAAACAAUUGUUUUCUUGAUGCUAUCUUAGCAACAAAAGUAAUGAAACUGGCUCAUGAAUAUCUGCUUAAAAAAAACCUAGCAAAGCCAAACCUUGCCGAUUUCAAACAUCAGCUCUACGACAUCUGGUUCCAGCUCUACGCCAGGAAAGGAGGAGACAGACCUGAUUCUUGUGGUUUUGAACAUGUUUUUGUUGGAGAAACAAGGCGUGGUAAACAGAUCUUAGGUCUGCACAACUGGGUACAAUUUUACCUUCAGGAAAAGCGCAACCAAAUUGACUACAAGGGAUAUGUCACUCGGAAGAACAAAAUGAGGCCCGACAAAGAUGACCAAGUUUUGAGCAUCCAGUUCAGCUGGAAGGGCUCAGUCAAGCCAAUUGGAAGCACCUUUAUUGGUGUCAGCCCAGAGUUUGAAUUUGCCCUUUACACCAUCAUUUUCCUGCUAUCUGAAGAAAGAGUCACACGUGAAACAGUGAAGAUAGAGGAAUAUGAGCUACAGAUAGUUGUUUCUCGCCAUGGGCACCACAUUGGAACAGCAUAUCCAGUACUCCUCAACACGAGUAGUGAAGACUAGUACCUAGAGUGAUCAGGCAACUUUUUCGGGGGGGGGGGAGGGUGGGGUGGGUGAAGGCGGGCGGAAGGGGAAGUAAUAGGGACCAAAUAACAGAGUAAGUGGAUGUGUUGCUUUAUGCAAGUUAUUUUGAGUAAAAAUUGAUGACUCGUUUGCUUUUGGUCUGCAAUGGAGUGUUUAAUCAACAGUGUGCCAUGGCUCAGUGUCUGACAAGUCUUGAGACAUAUUACUGCUCAUAUUAAAACCUGGACCAAACUUA